Molecule: messenger RNA, 1225 nt
Organism: Zingiber officinale
Lineage: Eukaryota; Viridiplantae; Streptophyta; Magnoliopsida; Zingiberales; Zingiberaceae
Product: polygalacturonase inhibitor-like
Exons: 1
Coding region: 69-1109 (346 amino acids)
Molecular function (GO): protein binding
Source: RefSeq, a predicted model, not a curated record
CAAAAGCAUGCCAAAAUAAAGCAGAACGUGAGGGUGGACGAAAUACCGAUCUUAGUGUCCGUGUCACCAUGGAUACUACUCUACUCUCAUCCUGCCUCAUUCUCCUCUACGUCUCCUUCUUGCUCUUCUGCUUCUCCGUGCCGGCGUCGGCGGGGCUGUGCAACAAGGACGACAAGCGGGCGCUGGUGGCCAUCAAAGCCGCCUUUAACAACGCCUACCACUUCGCCUCCUGGACAAACGGCUCUGCCUGCUGCACCUGGUACGACGUCGAUUGUGACGACCGCGGCCGCGUCGUCGGCCUCAGCCUCUUCCGGGACGACUUCCCAGGCACUAUCCCCGACGCCGUCGGAGACCUCCCCUUCCUCACCUCCCUCAUGUUCCACCACCUCCCUAACUUGGUCGGCCCCAUCCCCCCAGCCAUUGGCCGCCUUUCCAAACUCCGUUUUCUCGACAUCAGCUGGACCAACGUAUCCGGCCCAGUCCCCAACUUCCUUGCCAGCCUCCCCUCACUCACCGGCCUCGACCUCUCCUUCAACAAUCUCUCCGGCCCCAUCCCCUCAGCCCUCGCUCACGCCCCUGCCAGCCUCAACUCCAUCGAUCUCAGCCGCAACAAACUCACUGGUCCGCUCCCGCCAGGGAUCUUCUCCAACACCUCCGGGGCCUACCUGCGCCUCUCCCACAACGGACUCUCCGGCGAGGUCCCGCCGUCGUACGGCGCGGUGGAGUUCUUGCAGGUGGACCUGUCGCGUAACCGAUUCACGGGGGACGCCUCCUUUCUGUUCGGACGGGGGAAGGGGACGCAGCAGAUCGACCUCUCCAGGAACGUUUUCGAGUUCGACCUCGGGAAGGUGGAGUUCCCAGAGGCGGAGUUGAUCGCGCUGGACUUGAACCACAACAAGAUCUACGGCAGCAUACCGAAGCAGAUCGCCGAGGUGGAGAACCUCCAGCUGUUUAACGUGAGCUACAAUAGGCUGUGCGGGGAAAUUCCCACCGGCGGGAGGUUGGAUCGCUUCGACCAAUACUGCUACCUUCACAACAAGUGCUUGUGCAGCGCCCCGUUGCCGCCCUGCAACAAGGGAAGGGAUGGAGAUUGGUCAAGGUGGGGAUAAGGAUAUGUAUUGACUUGGGACCAUGUUUGUGUUGGAUGGAGAUGAUCCUGAGAUAAUGACAUGGUCUAGCUGUACUGUGCUAUUAUAUAUAAAGCUAAAAAUUAUAUGUUAAUUUA